AUAGGCGGGUGUAAAAAAAAAAAGCUGCCGUGAUAAUCGGAGACUGAAAAGCUACGCUUUGCGUCUGGCGCUAUCGCGGGGGCGACCCCGAGAGGGCACGAGAGACGACCCUCGAGGGGGUAUUGUUGGUGGAAUUCCGAGCAUAAUUAAAGCAGAGGACAGGGAUUACGGAGACGGACCUGAGAAGUCAUCGGUGGCGUGUAUUCUCAGGGUUACAUGACGGAUGUGUGGUGGUGUUGCAUGCUGAUCAAAUGAGCUCCAGGUGACCAUUCUGUGUAUGCAUUAUUAUGUUUAUGUGGGCUCCCUCUCUUCCUCCCAUCACGGCCCUAACCUGUGUACUGCGGUGCUUUCCUUGUGAGCCGUCGUGGGCCGGCAUCCCAUUUGUGCACCGCCCUCACUCUCCGCCCAUGGUGAGAAUGACACGCUCAAAGACAUUCCAGGCCUAUCUUCCGAGCUGCCAUCGGACUUACAGCUGUAUCCACUGCAGAGCACACCUUGCCAACCACGAUGAGCUCAUAUCUAAGUCCUUCCAAGGGAGCCAGGGCCGAGCAUACCUGUUUAAUUCUGUAGUCAAUGUUGGAUGUGGCCCAGCAGAAGAGAGAGUCCUACUUACGGGCCUGCAUGCUGUUGCAGAUAUUUAUUGUGAGAACUGCAAAACCACGCUGGGCUGGAAAUAUGAGCAUGCGUUUGAGACCAGCCAGAAGUACAAGGAAGGCAAAUUUAUUAUUGAAUUGGCACACAUGAUCAAGGACAAUGGCUGGGAGUGAAAAAGCAGCAUGGGGUGCUGUGCAGAUCCACUACGCUGCUUGGUGGAAAAGAACCCCGACUGAGCUGCGGACGGCCUGCUUCUUCCUCUCUCUGUCCAUCUUGCUUUGCUCCAGAAAUGCCAAAGGAAGCCCCCUCUGUGUAUUCAUGCGUUUCCGUCUCUGCUUUUGUGGGGCGGGUCCUCAGUACUGGUGGGGUGUAUGAACAGAGAUAGGGGGUCACUCUUCACCCCAGAGGGAUGAGGUUCAUGAAGAUGGCCCCUUGGAGUGGGCUGUGGGUGCUACUGCUGUCUGGUCUGCAGCACGUUGCACACUGAGGGUAGUAAUUGGGUGUUUUUACCACCCUCUCCUACAGAAGUCAACAAAUCAGUGUGUUAUAUUUUCUAAUCGGGGAAAAUGCCCCACUUAGGGAAGGGUGUGAAGCUGCAGUGUGUCCCUAUUGUAUUGUCACUAGGAUAGAGUGUGAAGAAGAAGAAGGGAUUGAGGAUUGGUAUAGUAAUACCAAGCACCUAUGUGAGACCCUGGGUAUCAAAGUCAGAGUCAAGGUAAAUAUUAUCCUCCUCAUAAGGGAAACCUAGUUAGUCACGUGUGUUACAAAUAAGUAAGGAAAAGAAUUAGCAUGUGGGUGGGUCUGAGUCCAUAUUCUCAUAAACCUCUCCAUCGUUGCUGAUUUAGUGGUGAAGAGACAGGAGUGAAGGCCAAAGCUGAGGCUCCACCACAGUAGAGGCGCUCCUUUUCCCACAUGACCAUUGACGGGGAAAGAAGGGUCUUUGGGACCUCAAUUUUGAGUGUCUGAUUUCUGCCAGAACCCAGUAAGAUGAUUGCACCCACCACAACCAGUCGUGAUGACUGUUGCCUCCCAGAAGCACGAAAGACCACCCCUGCCUGUAUAAACAGUGAGUGUGGACAUGUGUAACUGCUUAUCUUGUACUAUUCCAAGCCUUCACUCCAGCACUUAGUUUUGCUACUUUUUUAAAAUAGUUAAAAUGUUUGCUCUUUUGUAUAAAUACUGUUGGGCACCAGUUCUGUCACUGGACAUAUGUACUUUAAUUCUCAUAAAAUCGCCUCCAUGAA
This is a messenger RNA of Erpetoichthys calabaricus (reedfish), 1838 nucleotides long. It is a transcript of the gene ypel2a, whose product is annotated as yippee-like 2a. The coding region runs from base 288 to 767 and encodes 159 amino acids. The record is from RefSeq and is a predicted model, not a curated record. NCBI's taxonomy places the organism in Eukaryota, Metazoa, Chordata, Cladistia, Polypteriformes, Polypteridae. The transcript has 6 exons.